Messenger RNA from Aspergillus vadensis CBS 113365, 1581 nucleotides. It is a transcript of the gene sik1, whose product is annotated as snoRNP complex protein NOP56. Gene Ontology annotation, molecular function: snoRNA binding. The transcript is spliced from 2 exons. Gene Ontology annotation, cellular component: small-subunit processome; box C/D methylation guide snoRNP complex. Bases 400 to 1581 code for a protein of 393 amino acids. The record is from RefSeq and is a predicted model, not a curated record. Lineage: Eukaryota; Fungi; Ascomycota; Eurotiomycetes; Eurotiales; Aspergillaceae.
CUCGCUUUUCAAGGUCGCCCACCAGGGUGACAGCGUGGGAAACCGCUUGAAGGAGGUUCAAGAAGGUGUUAACGACUUGGCCAGUUUCGGUAAAAUGGUCGAACUGUCCAGUUUCCUGCCUUUCGAGUAUGUGGUUCAAUUUUUCCCAUAGGGGCACUUUCCCGCAGGAUUCUGACAACUUCCAGGAACAACAAGCAGGCCCUCAGUGAAAUCAACGAUGUCUCCGAGGGUGUCGCUUCGGACACUCUGAUCUCUUUCCUCGAAUUGAACUUGCCUAAGCCCAACAAGAAGAAGAAGGUUGUUCUGGGUCUGGCCGACAAGGCCUUGGCUGGAAGCAUCAAGUCUGCCUUCUCUUUCGUUGACUGCGAGACUGGAGACACCAGCGAAGUCGUCCAGGAUAUGCUUCGUGGUGUCAGACUGCACGCCACCAAGCUGCUGAAGCAGCUGCGUGAGGGUGAUAUGGACACCGCCCAGCUUGGUCUUGGUCACGCUUACUCUCGCGCCAAGGUUAAGUUCUCCGUCCAGCGCGAUGACAACCACAUCAUCCAGGCCAUUGCUAUCCUCGACCAGCUCGACAAGGCUAUCAACACUUUCUCCAUGAGAGUCAGGGAAUGGUACUCCUGGCACUUCCCCGAACUCUACAAGAUCGUCUCCGACAACCAGCGCUACGCCCAGAUUGCCUUGUUCGUUCAGGACAAGAAGAGCUUGAACGACGAGAAGUUGCACGACAUUGCUGCCCUUGUGGAGGACGAUGAGGGUGUCGCCCAGAGCAUCAUCGACGCUGCUAAGCACAGCAUGGGUCAGGAGAUUUCCGAGACCGACAUGGAGAACGUUAUCUCUUUCGCCCAGCGCGUUGUCAGCCUGUCCAAGUACCGCAAGUCUCUCCACCAGUACCUGAUUUCCAAGAUGAGCGUUGUCGCCCCCAACCUUGCUGCCCUUAUUGGUGAGAUCGUUGGUGCUCGUUUGAUCUCCCACGCCGGUAGCUUGACCAACCUGUCCAAGUACCCCGCUUCUACGGUUCAGAUUCUCGGUGCUGAGAAGGCCCUUUUCAGAGCCCUGAAGACCAAGGGCAACACCCCCAAGUACGGUCUUCUGUACCACUCCUCUUUCAUUGGAAGAGCUGGCCCCAAGAACAAGGGUCGCAUCUCGCGUUUCCUUGCCAACAAGUGCUCCAUCGCCUCCAGAAUUGACAACUUCUCCGAGGAGCCCUCCACCAAGUUCGGUGAGGCCCUUAAGAAGCAGGUCGAGGAGCGUCUGGACUUCUACGCCACUGGUGCUGCUCCUACCAAGAACGAAGUCGCCAUGAAAAACGCCAUGGAUGCUGUCCUUGCUGAUAUGGACAUUGACGGCGCUGAGAGCGAUGCCGAGAUGCAGGACGCUGAUGAGAAGGCCGAAAAGAAGGACAAGAAGGAGAAGAAGGAAAAGAAGGACAAGAAGGAAAAGAAGGAGAAGAAGGAGAAGGGCGAGAAGGAGGAGAAGAAGAAGAAGCGCAAGUCUGACGUUGGCGAGGGCGAGUCCGAGAAGAAGAAGCGGAAGCACGACAGCGAUGCUGAGCCGUCCAAAAAGAAGAAGAAGGUUUAA